AUGGCUCACAUCUCUCAGAGUGACAUCCUGCUUUAUGUGCAGCGGCAGGGCCCCUGGAGGCGCCGGCUCUGCCCCUCGAGUGAGGCGGGCGCCCCGCCCCCGGCGGUCUGGAAGCGCGAUCGAGCCUCUGCCGGCGGGACCCUGCGGGCGCAGGGUGCCUCUCGGUGGGCGGGGAGGGCAGCCGGGGAAGCACAGCCCCGGCCAACAACACGGAGUCCCAUGCAGCCGGCGGAGAAGGUCUCGAAGGUCUCCCGGAGUGACUCGGAAUCGAGGCAGCCGACCGACUCUAGCCCCGUCGAUGAGCGGGACCAGAGGGCGAUUGGGAGAGACUCCGAGCUGUUCGCGGCCGCGCUGGGCAACCUGGAAUGGUUGCGGUUCUGUCUGAAUCGGGACCAUGGGGAAAUCCUGGCCAAUGACAAGGGUUUCACUGCCAUCCACUUUGCAGCCCAGAGCAGCAAGCUGGCAUGCCUGCAGGUCUUGGUAGAGGAGUACAAGUUUCCAGUAAACCUGCCCACCAACAAUGGCCAGACCCCUCUGCACCUCGUCAUCCACAGGGACAACAAGACCAUGGCUCUCCCCUGCAUUCACUAUCUGCUUAAGCAAGGCGCAGCCCUCAACAUUCGGACGUGCAAUGGCUCCACGCCCCUGCACCUGGCAGCCCGUGAAGGCCUGCUGAACUGUGUGGAGGUCCUAGUGCAAAAUGGCGCCAAUGUCCAUGCCCAGGAUGCCAUGGGCUGCAAGCCCAUCGACUAUUGCAAAGUAUGGAACCACCGCAUCUGUGCCCGCUUCUUGAAGGAUGCCAUGUGGAAAUGGGACAAGAAGAACUUUGCUCGUGAGAUGGGGAAACUGAAGAGGCUCAAGGACCAGCUGGCCCUCAUGGAGCAGGACUACCUGACUGACUAUCAAAAAGAGCACAAAAGUCUGAGAGAGGCUGAUUUCAAGAAGUGGCUUCAUGGCAAGCGGCUGCCCGGAGGCCAAUCCCUGAUGGGCAACUCUGAGCAAGAGCCUUGUGCCCUACCCCAGGCCGUUGCUGUCUCCAAGACUCCCAAGCACAGGGGAUUGUGGCCUCCCAAAAGCUUCCACCCCUCGCCGGAGGCGCGCCUGCAACAGACUCUGCAGCUCAAGCCGCCGCCCUUGGUGAUGCCCAAGCCCAUCUACAUGCGGCCCACGGUCAGGAGGCCCAAGUUGUGGAACCUUAGCAACAACCCCGCCAGAUCCCCCACCAUCCAGGUCGGCUACCCACAGGGCAUCCGCCUGGGAGUGCAUCCAGACCCCUGGCCAGAGCACGACUUCAGCAGCUUCCUCAGGGUGAGGUCCAACGGGCACGGUGGUGCGAGCCUAUGCACAGUGACCGGCAAGCUGGUGUCGCCUGUGCCCCGGCUGCCUUUUGAGGUGAUAGUCCGCGGGCUGUACCCUUUGGUGCAGCCAUACAGGAUGAAGGUGCCCCAGGACCUUUACUCCGUCAGCAUGAGGGACGUGCCCAGGAAGCGGCACUUGGGCGACGACACCUUCUGGACUGAUAGUCUGGCCAUGAACCUGCGUGAGACGUUUGAUGAAGCCUUCCUGGCAGCUGUGCGAGCCCAUCAAGGGCUCCUCACUCUGUCCUCCCCUAAAACCCACCCAUAAACUUAUUUUGGUAGCCUCUCGGCCUGAGGCAGCCCAAUGAAGGCUGAGGCAUGGCAAUUUGUGUUGUGGAUGGGGAGGAAAUGGGGGGAGUGCCCACAGGCU
Equus quagga is the source of this 1728-nucleotide messenger RNA. RefSeq names its product ankyrin repeat domain 53 (gene ANKRD53). Gene Ontology annotation, biological process: mitotic metaphase chromosome alignment; regulation of mitotic spindle organization; positive regulation of microtubule polymerization. The record is from RefSeq and is a predicted model, not a curated record. Lineage: Eukaryota; Metazoa; Chordata; Mammalia; Perissodactyla; Equidae. Gene Ontology annotation, molecular function: protein binding. Gene Ontology annotation, cellular component: spindle pole.